This is a messenger RNA of Scatophagus argus, 2422 nucleotides long. It is a transcript of the gene mettl25b, whose product is annotated as methyltransferase like 25B. The transcript is spliced from 8 exons. Gene Ontology annotation, biological process: rRNA modification. Gene Ontology annotation, molecular function: rRNA (adenine-N6,N6-)-dimethyltransferase activity. The record is from RefSeq and is a predicted model, not a curated record. The coding region runs from base 229 to 1908 and encodes 559 amino acids. Lineage: Eukaryota; Metazoa; Chordata; Actinopteri; Scatophagidae.
UCGACAUUUGUUUAAACGGGUAGCACUUAAAUGCACCGGGGUUCUUCAUGUGAAAGUUACAGUUAGCUAGCUCGUAAUGAGCAUUAGUGAAAUACAAAGCACGUGUUUGGCGUAAAUAAAUGCCGGUAACCUUUAUGCAUUAGACACAGUUUCCCUCAAUCGGACAAAAUAACGUAUUGUCAACAAGCUAACUCAUGUUAGCGUCGGCUAAACUGUCGGCAGCAUAAGAUGUUCACAUCAGGCCUGUCGGCGGAGCAGCAGAGGGAGCUGGCGAAAAGACUCACCGCCUUCCUGUCUCAGUACGGCCGCUUGUCCGACUCCUAUAUCAUUGAGUUCUUCACUGAAGAUCUGUGGCACACGUUACCCACCAGCUGGCAGUCUGUGCUGCAGGACCUGUCCUAUCCACAGACUGCACACCUGUUAUUGGAUGUCACACCUGGGGACAGGAGAUAUCCUUCGGUGUGGCCUCUGUCGCUGUUGGCCUUCCGUGCCUCAGCUCACGCCCUGGCCUUUCCCAGAGAGUGCAGGCAGGAUGGAGGCUCGGCGAAGCCUGAGGAGUUCCUGGAAAACCAAAGUCAGAGUUCACUGCUGGGACACAUAUUCAGGAAACACGUCAAACCCAAGAAACAGCAUGAGAUCCGCAAGCUGGGCAAGCUGGUGAAACAACUGUGCGACCAGACCGGGUGCAGCAGGGUGGUGGAUGUGGGCUCGGGACAGGGUCACCUGACUCGCUUCCUGUCCUUUGGGCUCGGUUUGACUGUAACCGCAGUCGAGGCUGACCACACCCUGGUUGCUAUGGCGUCCAGAUUUGAUGGACAGUUAGUGUGUACCUUAGAGAAGGAAAAGCAGAAAAAGAACUGCUCCUCUCUGGUCCCAGUAUCACAGUCCUCUCCUCGCCAUGUGGCCGGCUGGGUAAACCCCAAAGCAUCAUGGGAGGCCUUCAUCAAGCAGCUGAAGACUUCACAUUGUGUCAGCGAAGGCCCCCCGACUCCCUCCGGACCCAGCAAAAAGAGACUUCGAGGCUCAGAACAUCGGGGACGUUCUCACGCGGUCCACCCUUCCACAGACUCGCAGGAUUUUGGUUCGAUUUCACAGCAACAGUCAAACACAGACGAGUCGCUGGAGGAGUCAUCUGCUGAAAACUCCUGCCCCUGUGACCGUCCUGACGACAACAGCCAGCCAGGCUAUCCAGACUUCGUCCUGACUGGCCUCCACGCCUGCGGCGACCUCAGUGCCACCCUCCUCCGCCACUUUGUCCACUGCCCGCAUGUACGCGGCAUCACCUCGGUGGCGUGUUGCUACAUGAAAAUCACAACCAAAGAAAAUCCCACCCCUCCAGGACUGGUCGUAUGUCCGACCCCAGCGACACCAGGCCAGGAAUCGCCUCCCUCAGAGUUUGGUUACCCCAUGAGCUCCUGGGUGCAGGGUUUGCCAGGACAUCAGCUGUCCUAUAAGGCACGGGAGGGGGCGUGUCAUGCUGUUGAAGACUACGUACGGAGGCUUCGGGAGGAGAGCGAGCUGCUGAAGACACACUGUUACCGGGCGAUGCUGGAGACCUUCAUCAGGGAUACGAGGCCAGACCUGCGCAGGGCAGGAAUCCAGACCAUAAAGAAAGCCCACCUACUACCAUUUACAGAGUACGCCCGUCUGGGUCUGGCCCGGGUCGGCCUGCCGCCGGAGCUGCCUCUGGACCCGCAGCGGGUGGAGGCCAUGUUGAAGCAGCAGGGCAGGGUGGUGGUGUACUUCAGCUUGACCCUGCUGCUGGCUCCUGUGGUGGAGACGCUGGUGCUGCUGGACAGGAUGAUCUACCUGCAGGAGAACGGUGUGGACAGUCAGCUAGUUCCUCUCUUUAACCCAAACUUUUCUCCGAGAAACUUUGUGCUGGUGGCGCUGAAGCCUGGACAAUAAUGACGAGAAAGUCACAGCACAUUAGCCACUCGUUUGGAGGAAAACGUCACACUUUUUGAGGAUUGACAUGAGACUAGUUCUCUUUUAAACAACAGAAGGAACCGCAAGUCUUAAAGCUAUUUUGACUUUAUCUUCCAUUUUUAGAAAUACCAAAUAUGAACAUUAAGAGAUGAUAAACCCUUCGGAUUUUAACCCUCUCGUUGACACACAAACAUGCCAGAAAUCUGAAGCUCUGGCUUCUCACUGCAUCACGAUGGACACUCACUUCUUCUGCCGUAACAAGCUGUGAAUCCUUACAACAGCUUUCACGCUGUCCAAACAUCAGGUUUUGUGUCUUCGUGAGAGCACAGAAGCAGUCAUGUGUUUAGCUUUUUUGGUUUCUGUGUGUGCAAAUGUUGGUGGUUUUGCAUGUUUUUUAUUUUAUUUAUUCUCAUUUUUUGUAAAUCAUGUUUUAAACUUCACUGCAUCUGUAACUUAAAGUAAUAAAAACAAUGUUUUUUAGUUGCAUGAGUUU